This is a messenger RNA of Eufriesea mexicana, 1401 nucleotides long. RefSeq lists its product as uncharacterized. NCBI's taxonomy places the organism in Eukaryota, Metazoa, Arthropoda, Insecta, Hymenoptera, Apidae. The coding region runs from base 1 to 1401 and encodes 466 amino acids. The transcript has a single exon. The record is from RefSeq and is a predicted model, not a curated record.
AUGACAUGUGCCCUUUGCAAUGGCAACCACCUCACACAAGCAUGCGCGAACAUGAUUAAUGCCACAUUAGCAGUGACUUUUGCAUUGGUAAGGGGAGCAAGGUUAUGCACGAACUGUUUACGCGUCGGUCACGGAGUGCAAAAAUGCUUGGCAAUCAAAUGUAGACGUUGCAGCGGACGCCUCCAUACAUUAUUGCAUGAGGAGCAGACGGGCGAGCCGCAACAAGCGUAUCAAGUGAACGUUUCGGCUCUCAAGGCAACCCAUGGGGCAGAGGUUGUGCUAUCCAUCGUGGUCGUCUACCUUCCGGAAAAUCGAAACAAACAGCAACCGUGUCGGUUACUCUUCGAUUCCGGGUCACAGUCCCACCUUAUUACCGAACGGUUUUCGAAAAGGCAAGGCAUUCCCCAUCACCGCGUAGGAGUACCAGUAACUGGAAUUACACAAACAACCACUUUCGUAAGGAAAGCCGUGGAAACGCAAAUUCAAUCGCUUACAAGCCCGUUCACAGUCGACGCGACAUUCUUGAUCGUGCCACAAAUCACAGAAAUGCUACUAUCGCGAGCGCUAUAUAGGACCGACGUCAAGAUCCCAAGAAAUCUCCCUCUAAUCAACCCUAACUUCAACUUGCCGUCCGAGGUGGACGCAUUACUAGGCGCCGAGGUGUCCUUAAAGUUAUUCUGCGUCGGGCAGAUUCCCACUAUGAGCAACGCAAUCACGCCACAGAAAACCAAAAUUGGCUGGAUCAUGGCAGGCAAACUCCCACAUGUAGAUAGUCAACAAUUCACUCGCUGUCAUAUAGCUCGCUACGCACUACAUCAGCUCACGCAAUUUUGGGAGGUCAAAGGAACUCCGCGAUCCCCUUUAAUAUCAGUAGAAGACAGAGAAUAUGAGGCGCAUUUUAAAGCGCAAACAAACCGCGACCACGUGACACGCAGGUAUACAGUUCGGCUGAAAUUCAAGAACAAUGUGAAGGAUCUCGGCGAAUAUUAUUCAUUGGCACGAAAGCGAUUCUAUGCAUUGGAACAGAAAUUGAGCCAGAAUCCGGACCUCCGACACAGACACGAAAACAUUCUAAACGAAUAUUUGGUGUUGGGCCACACGUCGCUAGUGACGGAUUCAUCGAUCAAGCACAGAUAUUACUUACCGCACCAUGCUGUAAUAAUGCAAUCGCGCCUAACUACCAAAUUCCGGGUGGUCUUCGACGCACCGGCCUGGACCACCAGCGGGUGCUCUUUAUUCGACGCACAGUUGGUGGUACCAAACGUCCAGGAAGACCUACUCUCUAUCGUAUUGUGCUUUGGGUCACACACCUGCGUAAUGGCCGCCGAUAUAAAGAAAGUGUACCUUCCAGUAUGGGGCAUCCUGACGCCCGCGAGUAUCAAAACAUUCUCUGGUGCCUGA